Messenger RNA from Dunckerocampus dactyliophorus (ringed pipefish), 3560 nucleotides. Its product is annotated as disintegrin and metalloproteinase domain-containing protein 10-like. The record is from RefSeq and is a predicted model, not a curated record. Gene Ontology annotation, molecular function: metalloendopeptidase activity involved in amyloid precursor protein catabolic process. The transcript is spliced from 16 exons. Gene Ontology annotation, biological process: Notch signaling pathway; membrane protein ectodomain proteolysis. Gene Ontology annotation, cellular component: plasma membrane; synaptic membrane. Lineage: Eukaryota; Metazoa; Chordata; Actinopteri; Syngnathiformes; Syngnathidae. The coding region runs from base 102 to 2438 and encodes 778 amino acids.
AGCAGCGAGGGGGCGACGAGAGGAAGCUGCAAUAAACACACAGGGCGUCUGCGCCUAUCUAAGUAGGACAAUAAAGUGCAAACGGCAUCAAUGCUUUCAUAAUGGAUCUAUCAGAUAUGCUUCUCCUCAAAGUUGUCCUCUUCGCCUACUUGCUAAACUACACUCAAGGACACUAUCGGAAUCCUCUCAACAAGUACAUCCGGCACUAUGAAGGCCUUUCCUAUGACGCAGAGCUUGUUCACAGCAAGCAUCAGAGGGUCAGAAGGGCACUCUCUAAUGAAGACCAGUUUCUUCAUUUAGACUUUCAUGCGCAUGGAAGGCAUUUUAAUUUACGCAUGAAGAGAGAUACAACCUUGUUCAGCCCUGAUUUGAAGGUGGAUGUUUCAGGAGUAGAAUCAACCUAUGAUACCUCUCACAUCUACACUGGAGAAAUCUACGGUGAGAAAGGUACCCUGGCUCAUGGCUCCAUCGUAGAUGGUAAAUUUGAGGGCUUCAUUCAGAGUUACCACGGCAACUACUACGUGGAGCCUGUAGAGAGAUACCUGGAGGGCAAAGACGUGCCUUUCCACUCAGUCAUGUACCAUGAAGAGGACAUACAUUAUCCACACAAGUAUGGCCCAGAGGGAGGCUGUGCUGAUCGCACGGUGUUUGAGAGGAUGAAGAAAUAUCAAGCCUCCGCUCUAGAGGAGCCGUCCAAGGCACUCCAGACUGACCUUAAUGACUCGGUGAUGCUGAGGAAGAGGAGGAUGGCCCAGGCUGAGAAAAACACUUGCCAGCUCUUCAUCCAGACUGAUCACCUCUUCUACAAGCGCUAUAAGACCAGAGAGGCUGUCAUUGCUCAGAUCUCCAGUCAUGUUAAAGCCAUUAACGCUAUCUAUCAAGGCACAGACUUUUUAGGGAUUCGCAAUAUCAGCUUCAUGGUGAAAAGAAUCAGGAUCAACACCACCAGUGACGAGCGGGACAAGUCCAACCCUUUUCGUUUUGGCAACAUCGGGGUGGAGAAGUUCCUAGAGCUGAACUCUGAGCAGAACCAUGACGACUACUGCUUGGCAUAUGUUUUCACAGACAGAGACUUUGACGAUGGUGUGCUGGGUUUGGCCUGGGUGGGAGCCCCCUCAGGGAGCUCUGGAGGGAUCUGUGAAAAAAGCAAGCUGUACUCUGAUGGGAAAAAGAAGUCUCUGAACACGGGAAUAAUCACUGUACAGAACUAUGCCUCCCAUGUACCUCCCAAAGUCUCCCACAUCACCUUUGCGCAUGAAGUAGGACACAACUUUGGCUCCCCGCAUGAUUCUGGAUCUGAGUGUACCCCAGGAGAGUCCAAGAGCCAGGACAAAAAAGAGAAGGGCAAUUACAUCAUGUAUGCGAGAGCUACAUCGGGUGACAAGCUAAACAACAACAAGUUCUCCAUUUGUAGCGUACGCAACAUCAGCCAGGUGUUGGAGAAAAAGAGAAGCAACUGUUUUGUUGAAUCUGGCCAGCCCAUCUGUGGAAAUGGCCUUGUGGAGCCAGGAGAGGAGUGCGACUGUGGCUACAGUGAUCAGUGUCGGGACCAGUGCUGCUAUGACGCCAACCAGCCUGAUAACAAGAAGUGCAAAUUAAAACCCAACAAAGUCUGCAGUCCCAGCCAGGGACCCUGUUGUACUGCUGAGUGCACCUACAAAGGUCGCAAUGAAAAAUGCAGGGAUGAGUCUGAGUGCGCAGAACAGGGCAUGUGUAAUGGAGUGAGCCCCCAGUGCCCGUCGUCCGAACCCAAGGCCAACUUCACUGCCUGUCAUGGCGAGACUCAAGUGUGCCUCAAUGGAGGCUGCUCAGGCUCCAUCUGUGAGAAAUACGGACUUGAAGCAUGCACAUGCGCCAGCCAAGAGGGUAAAGACGAGACAGAGCUUUGCCACGUGUGCUGCAUGGAGAAGAUGAACCCCAACACAUGCAGCAGUACUGGGUCGGCGCGUCUGGCUGGAUUCUUCCAUAAGAAAGUGACCACCCUGCCAGCUGGCUCGCCUUGCAAUGACUUCAAAGGUUACUGCGAUGUGUUCAUGAAGUGUCGUCUGGUGGAUGCAGACGGACCUCUCGCUCGCCUCAAGAAGGCCAUCUUCAACCCAGAGCUCUAUGAGAACAUUGCGGAGUGGAUUGUGGCCCACUGGUGGGCAGUGUUACUGAUGGGCAUUGCUCUCAUCAUGCUGAUGGCCGGCUUCAUUAAGAUCUGUAGCGUGCAUACACCCAGCAGUAACCCCAAACUCCCUCCCCCUAAGCCACUUCCAGGUACUUUGAAGAGGCGGCGAGCGCAGCAGCACGCAAACUCCCAGGUGCAGCACCAGUCUCAGCACGGCGCUCAUGGCGGUCAGCGACAAGCGCAGAGGCAGCCUCUGAGGCAGGCACAGCACCAGCGGCACCACCGUCAGCAAAGAGAGAACUAUCAGAUGGGCCAGAUGAGACGCUGAGACCACCACAAACCUCCACCCCCGCCAACCACCCUCCUCCCCCCCCAAUGCCUUGGCUCCUCCUUGUGCCUACAGUGGGAUAACUAAAGCGUCACUCCAUCCAAAGAAAAGCCAGACAUGGUUGUUAGUCACCAAUGUAUUUUCCAUCUUGACAGACACACGAAGAAGAGAACACCCAGCAGCUUCCUUCUGGCUCUUUGGAGAGUGGACCGUCAGCCAUUUGAAAUGCCGCGCAAUCUCGCUUCUUUUUCCAUCUUCAUUUGAUUUAGUUUGACUUCAAAGGAGUGCCAAGGAGUAAAGGAAUCAUCUGUAGCUUUAGUACACUUUGUGAUGUGUUUUGGUUCUAUUGCGACGUCGUCUUCAGUGACACGCCUGUGGCUGCCGUGCUUUGUCCGUGCUUUUCUCGCGCAAUUCUAGCCCCAAAUGACAGAGAGAGCGAGCGAGACAGACACUCGGCGGGGAUUGGCGGCACCUUUUGUGAUUUCCACAUGUACAAACAGCAAAAGACACAUGCUGCUGCCGUCUCUGUUGUGCAGACAGUCUCCUGCAUGUGACUGUACAUAUUUAGUGUAUCAUAAGUGAAAACGAACUAUUUCUUCUACUGUAAAUGUGUAAUUCUUCACUCUUCUUUUUUUGUUUUAAUUUUUCGGUUAGCGCUCUCAGGACUUUUAACACACAAACGAAGGAAUGAUGGUCGCUAAGAGCUCUGUGGAUGUUGUUGCAGACGAUCUGAUGCUCUCAGGUCCUCUCUGCGGUCGUCCAAUCAGGUGGAGCUCUUUCACUUUGGGUUGCUUGAUUUUGAAUUUGCCCAACAGUCACCAUAUCACCCUGUUUUUUUUUUUUUUUUGAUAGGUCUUCUUUUUACUGUUUGAUUUCUUGCUAACAUGUUGCUUGUGUUGUGUGACGUGCUCGAUGGGAAGAAAAGGCAACCACCUUGCUUGUUACACCCCUUUUUUCUCCAUUUUACCAAUUUAAUUUAGCUGUAUCAAGAAUGAAUAACCACUAACUGAAGCGUAUGAUGAGGAGGAGGGAAAGUGAAGGUUGCUGUGGCUUAGUUUAGGAGUGAGUGUGGAAAUAAAAAUGAUUCAGUGGAUGUGUGUAAAAAAAAAAAAAAAAAAACAA